Messenger RNA from Suillus clintonianus, 1361 nucleotides. RefSeq names its product Nse1 non-SMC component of SMC5-6 complex-domain-containing protein. Gene Ontology annotation, molecular function: ubiquitin-protein transferase activity. Bases 63 to 1100 code for a protein of 345 amino acids. The record is from RefSeq and is a predicted model, not a curated record. NCBI's taxonomy places the organism in Eukaryota, Fungi, Basidiomycota, Agaricomycetes, Boletales, Suillaceae. Gene Ontology annotation, biological process: DNA damage tolerance; double-strand break repair via homologous recombination. The transcript is spliced from 6 exons. Gene Ontology annotation, cellular component: nucleus; Smc5-Smc6 complex.
GGAAGCCACCGACGCGACGCGACUUAAUUGACGCGUGUUUUACGCGUCUUACCUUGACCACGAUGGUGUCCUCAAACGACGUCCAGCGUCUCUUUCUCCAAGGUAUAUUUUCACGCAGCAUUCUUUCCUUCAAACACGCUCAGGUUCUCUGGGAAAAAUGUAUUGAUGCUGUUAAAACUGCAAACCCGACCUUGGACAUUCGUUUUUCUGAUUCCAGAGAGGAGUGGGAUCGCUUUGUGAUCAGUAUCAAUAAUUCUCUCAAUUGCCUGGAUCUUGAGUUUCGGCAUCUGACAGAUGAGCAAACUGGCCGGGAGAUGUAUGCUAUGGUGAACAGCAAGGACGAUGAAAUCGCACAAAUGGCUACAGACUAUGCACCGGUCGAAAUUGCCUACUUUAAAGCAGUUGUAGAGCAAAUCAUGCUCGCCCCGCAUGAGGCAUACUCUGUAUCAUCGUUGGUCGCUCUACGCGAAGUCAACUCUCUGAAGACCAACAUGACGAAAGCGCAAGCCGAAAUUGUGCUCGGCAGUUUUGUCGCCAAGGGGUGGUUGUUAAAGAGCAGACGGGGCCGCUAUUCUCUCUCAACUCGCACAUUGCUGGAGCUUCUUCCGUACCUCAAAAGCUCAUAUCCCGAAGAAUGUCUUGAAUGCGUCAUAUGUUACGAGAUCGUUACCCGUGGCGUCGCCUGCAGCACGCCCAAUUGCAAGGCACGUUUGCACUACCAUUGUUGCAGGAAGUACCGCAGUCGGAAUGCCAAGUGUCCAGCUUGUUCGCAAGAUUGGCCACAGGACCUCAAGAAUAUGACCCCUGUCGGCGAGGACGCCAUCAAGGACGGCCAAGACGAGGGACAGCGUGUACGGAGGAAAAGUACUGAGGAUGGCAGUGAUGAGGAAGACGAUGAUGAAGAAGAGAUGGAAGUAGAGCCUUCGCAGCCAUCACAGACUCAAACGCAGUCGCAGCGAAAAGGUAAGGGCAAGGGCAAACAGAAAAAGGCACCUGCAGAUAUGGAUAUGGACCAGGAUGAAGACGACGACGACGAUGACGACGAAGGCCCACAGCAGACACAAGGAAACGGGCGCCGCCGCUCGACGCGCACUCGAUGAUUUCACGAGUAUUAUCUAUUGUACUCUAGCCUACUACACAGUAUUGUAUUGCAGCGUGCUAUCGCUCUAUUGAUGGGUGUGGUGCACUGUUCGUCGUCACCCGCCCGUCUUCUUGUGUUGGCACGGUCUUGUUGAUGAAUCCGAACCUGCCCUUCCCCCACACCUGACGCUUCUUGUCUUUUCGGCCCUCACCGAACUCCUCAUUCCAUUUCCGAAGGUCUGCUAAGGUACCGAGAGACUCGGAUGAAGAAGGCGUGAUUU